AUGAACAGAAAAAUAACAUCAUUUUUUAAGACGAAUACCAACGAAAAUGAAAGGAGCACUACUGAAGUUUUGGAAAAUGAAGAUAUUGAAUCUGAUGAAUCAGGAGAGUUUGAUGAAGAUUCAUUCAUAAGAAAUCACUCAGAUCGCCAGAUAAGUGACUAUGAGGCUAUUCUUCGUAAAAAUAAAGCCGCAAAAUCUGUGGCAAAGAUAGUUUUAAAUGAACGAAAAGGAACUGGUUCGGUUGUUUGGGACUACUUUGGAACACUUAUGCUCCGCGGUAAGUCCGUGCUCAAAAAACUUCAUUUUUGUAAAAUUUGCUUUGAGAUGGAGCUUACAACAUUAAAAGGAUUUAGCCAAGUAACGUCAACUUCAAAUCUUUUAACGCACUUGCGCAACGUUCACGACAUAGAGCUCAAGAGCAAAAAUUCGGAGGCUUCCUUGAAAAAAACAAAUGAAGCACUAUCGUCUUCAUCUAAAGAUAAAGAUACGAAGUUUGUUAAUGGUAGAAGAGUGGCAGAAAUGUGCUGUGUUGAUCUCCAGGCUUUCAACGUUGUGGAAAGGAAGGGAUUUUUAAAAUACAUGGCUCUUGUAAAACCCGGUUGGAAUUUCCCACUAGUCGCACAAUUGCUACAACAGCAUUGCAAGAUGUCCAGUUUAACAACUGAGCACUUUGCUCAUCCACACACUGGAAGUCGAAUUGCCGAUUGUAUCACAUCCACUGUAAAAUCGUUUAAUUUAGAGAGUCGUGAAAUACACGCAGUUAGCGAUGGUGGAGCCAAUAUCAUAGCUGGAUUAAGAAUGUCAAAAAUGCUGCGUUAUGAAUGUAUGGCACACUCAUUGCACAGAUUUAUAGUGCAUGAUGUUUUGGACAAUCCAGAAUUUAAUGAAAUCAAAGCUGUAGUAAAAAAACUAAAGGCUACUUAUACGAAAUUAUCGUAUUGUUCCGAAGAUUUAAUGGCUAUACAAAAGGCCCAUCUCCAAGAUGGAAUUAUAGAAAUAUUACUGCAAAGUAAUGACAUUGCCGAAUCUCUGCAAUUAGAGGAGGAAUUCGGAGUUUCUUUAGAAGAGGAAAUGGAUUUGCCAAGAGAAACUCUUCAAAAUCAAACUGCAACUACAAUUAAAGUUGCAAAUGAUACAAGGUGGAAUACCUUAGCAAACAAUGUUUAA
Lucilia cuprina (Australian sheep blowfly) is the source of this 1167-nucleotide messenger RNA. RefSeq lists its product as uncharacterized. NCBI's taxonomy places the organism in Eukaryota, Metazoa, Arthropoda, Insecta, Diptera, Calliphoridae. Gene Ontology annotation, molecular function: DNA binding. The transcript is spliced from 3 exons. The coding region runs from base 1 to 1167 and encodes 388 amino acids. The record is from RefSeq and is a predicted model, not a curated record.